GCAAUUCCACCCGCCGCGCGGCCGCAGCCACGAACCCAGCCGCAGACAAGUCGAUUCCACCUCACGCCACGAGGAGGAGGAAGACGAGGCCGAGGAGUCGCCGCCGCCCCCGCCCGCUCCCGCUCCCGCUCCACUGGUCGGUGCGGUGCCGGCAAGCCGCCGCAUCGUGCUGACGCACUGACGCCGCCCAUGGAAGGCGCCUCCGUGCUGACGCCGCCGGCGGGCGCUGGGGCGGCGGCGGCGGGGACCGACGCGUCGCCCUUCGCCUACCUUGCCUUGCUCGGCAACUGCCCGCUCGUCGCCGCCGUCCUCGCCGGCGCCAUCGCGCAGCUCAUCAAGGUGUUCACCACAUGGUACAAGGAGAACCGGUGGGACGCGAAGCAGCUGGUGGGGUCUGGGGGGAUGCCGUCGUCGCACUCCGCCACCGUCGUCGCGCUCGCCGUCGCCGUCGGCCUCCAGGAGGGGUUCGGCAGCUCCCUCUUCGCCACCGCCGCCAUCUUCGCGUCCGUGGUCAUGUAUGAUGCUUUUGGUGUUAGGCUGCAUGCAGGGAAGCAAGCAGAGGUUUUGAAUCAAAUUGUGUAUGAACUUCCAUCAGAGCAUCCGCUUGCCGAAACAAGACCACUGCGUGAACUUCUUGGGCACACACCCGCUCAGGUUUUUGCUGGUGGUGUGCUUGGGUUUGCAGUUGCCACAUUUACAGGCAUGAUAGCUGGGCUUGGUAACAGUGGUUCAUUCCCCUGACUGCCGGACUGACAAUAUGUGUAGCUUCACGCCAAUUGUGUUGAAGUGUUAGAAUCCAAAUUGGGUAUGCGUUUUCGGGUUGUGUAUAGGAGUAUGUAAAAUUUAUUUUUCUGUGGCAUUCUAAGUCAACCUCAUUUGAAAGAAAACUCAUACAAUUCUUUUGUAGCUAAUUGAGAAAUAAUCAACUUAGUAUUUGUAUUUGCAAUUGCUUCUUGAGGUGAAAUGUGAUGGUGAUCGAGCAUUACCAGGUGAUCUUCGGUCA
Oryza brachyantha (malo sina) is the source of this 1003-nucleotide messenger RNA. RefSeq lists its product as uncharacterized. Bases 190 to 741 code for a protein of 183 amino acids. The transcript is spliced from 5 exons. NCBI's taxonomy places the organism in Eukaryota, Viridiplantae, Streptophyta, Magnoliopsida, Poales, Poaceae. The record is from RefSeq and is a predicted model, not a curated record.